This is a messenger RNA of Papilio machaon (common yellow swallowtail), 2763 nucleotides long. RefSeq lists its product as uncharacterized. Bases 1 to 2763 code for a protein of 920 amino acids. Lineage: Eukaryota; Metazoa; Arthropoda; Insecta; Lepidoptera; Papilionidae. Gene Ontology annotation, molecular function: protein binding. The transcript has a single exon. The record is from RefSeq and is a predicted model, not a curated record.
AUGUCAGUAAAAGACGCAAAGAAGAAUAAGUCGCGUGAGACUUUCAAGUCCAAGUCAACUGACUUUGAUGAUUACAACCUAGAUUUACGUUUAGUAACCUUUAGUUUGUAUUUAGAAGGUGAAAGUCCGGGUACUGGUGAAUGUACGUUGCUAAUAUAUUUCGAUGAUGAAUUAUUACUGGGAGAAAAAUGGGAAAAUGGUCAUACAAUUGAUACGAUUAUUUUACCAUUAAAUAUAGAGGAACCUGGAAUUGAUCAAGAAAUAAUUGCCGACCAGCCACUCAUAUUUUUGCUUCGAGGAAGUUCAGGAAAACCCUCAAAAGAUCAGGACCCCUUUCUUAAUAUUGAUAAUAGAGCUGGAGGAAACGUUGACUUAUUGCCAAUAGCACUAGGGGAAAAAGAGAUAAAUGUAAAAGUACCGCUAUUGAUUAUUAGUUCCGGUGUUCCAUCUGGUUGUUCAGUGGACGUACAUGUAAGUUAUAACGGUUCUAUAAACAAUGAUAAAAUACCUCUUACGCUAACGAUGAUUGCAGCACAUUGCCUACCACUUUCGCGAGACGGUACUGCCUUUGUCAGUGGCAUAGGUCUCGAUACUAUUCAUGAUCCAAUUUCUUUAAAAUUUGGUAUGUCAUUGAGCGCGUCUUCAGCUACGAAAAUUGUAUGGGGAAACGCUAGCAAUGCCGGUCACGCCGCCGAUACCCAAAUUAAUGUGCCAAGCGAAGAUAUGUUUGUCCCAAACGAUUUAGCUAUUGAUAAAUCCGAAAAUUCAGUAUAUUGGAAUGCUAUGAGGCGCGUUCUGGUAGAUUCUACAUUAUUACAAGAACGAUUGAAUAAUAAUUUCUAUGUCGAGAUAGCUGGAGUUCCGAAAAGUGGGAAAAUUGAAGUACGAGGACGAUACAUUGCGUUGGUAGAUACUGGUGUUUUGCUUCAGCCAGGUCAAUCCGGGGUAACUGUCUGUGCAAAACUGAUGUUUUAUAGUGCCGACAUUUUACCUGAAUCCGUUGGUACAAUUUUAGAUUUACCACCAACCAGCGCGCGAGGUCCUGCACAUGAAAAUGAACCUGUAACUGACGAGAACGGUCGCGACGCUUACAUUGUGAUUAGAAUGGAUUUAAUUGAUCCAAUUGUUCCAAAAGCGAAAAUAACGUCCCUUUUUGAUUUAAUCGGAUUUCCUUCUCCUGGUGGUCUUAAAAUAGCCGAAGAUUCGUUGAAAAUAUUAUCUCCGCCAGAAGAGCCGCCUUUGGACAAGAAGCGUAUUUGUAAAGAAGGUGGGGCGUUGUCGGUGCACAAGGAGCUAAGUAAUUUGGCUUACAAAUGCACGCUCCAAAUGAAUAAGAGUAUAAAACGGACAGCAGCUAACCGCCUUUUAUUACGGGUGAGGUUGAUGCUAAAACAGUUUACACCAACGGAAUGUUCCGAGAUGGAUUAUCAAGAUAUGAUAACAAGUCAACAUUCAGCAGCUCGCCGAGCCGUAACUUCUUCAUUUGCUCCUCAGCCUCCCAAGGUUCGACCUUCGCCCGGACUAGCCGCUGCUAGAUGUCGGGCCGCAGGAGAUGCUAGAAUAUCGAAUGAGCAUAUUGAAAAAAACCUGAAAAUUAGCCCUAAUCAUCCCCGAGUUCUUUUAUCAAAAGUUUUGCGUUGUCUUGAACAGAGAAACGAAUCUGAUGCUUAUAAUUAUUUAACGGUAGCUUUAAAUGUCCAUUCCAAAAACAGAUAUUUGCUGUGGACGUACGGAGGAAUUCAAUUUGAUAAAGGACCUGAAGCAAUCGAAGUAGCAACAGCCGCUUUUCGUAUCGCCGUUAAAGGCGACAAGUCGGAUGGAACCACCAGCGCCAUCGGGUGGGCUGCACUGCACGCGUUACAUCACUACCAUGGUAACGAGCACCCAGCUUUCGUUGCACUUAAAAAAAUGAGGAAAUCUUUUGCACUACCUGUAGAGUGGAAGCGAUGCCUGAAAAGAUGGAUAGAUUCAAGUGGAGAAGAAGAAACUUUAUGGAUGCCUGGUAUUAUAGAAUCGCGAAAUCCUUUCUUGAUUGCUGCAGCUUUCUUUUUAUGUUUACGGUGCUUUAAACUAACUGAAAGAAUUCUCCACUGUGUCGAAGAUGGCUGCUAUGAACGCGGUGCACAAAAUAUCGCAAAAGGGAAACCAGGCCCCAGUACUUAUUAUGUGAGAGCGGCUUCUCUUCUUUUGCGGCUUCACAUGGAUGUAGCCCUGGAGGUUGUCGAGAAAGGCAUACGGCGGUUCGGACCCUGUGCUAUACUUUCUCAAAUACGAGCAACUUGCUUGGGCUUCGCUAAAGGAUGGGACGGUAAAUGUGAAAAGGCUUUGUUAGAAGCUGAUAAAGAUGGGGCUGAGCCUUGUCCCGGCUUGCUUCUUCGAGCAGCGAUAGGCGGAUGGAAGACCGACAUAAUGGCUUCCUUGCAACGAGCUGCCCGAGCGCAUAAAAUUGCUCCAUCGGCUUAUUCAGCGCUAACUUUGGGAAGAAUUUAUGGGAAAUUGAGGGAAGAAAAGUUAGCCGAGCGUUGGGCUGCAGUUGCUGUGAAGACUGAACCUCUUUUGUCAGACGGUUGGGCAUUUCUGGCAUUACUGGCCAUGUAUAAAAAGGACGUUGAUAAAGCUAGGGCCUUGUUUCGUACCGCAAAAGAAGCCGGACCAGUGAGUGCAGAUAUCGUUGCUGAGAUAGAGAAGGUGAAGAAAGUAGUUAAAGUUGAAUUGUUGCCGGAGAUAAUGGCUAAAGAUUUGUGUCUCUGCGAUUAUUACUAA